Molecule: messenger RNA, 393 nt
Organism: Mucor mucedo
Lineage: Eukaryota; Fungi; Mucoromycota; Mucoromycetes; Mucorales; Mucoraceae
Exons: 3
Coding region: 1-393 (130 amino acids)
Source: RefSeq, a predicted model, not a curated record
AUGAGACUCACGGAUAUUCCUGUAUUCUUCAUCGCUGCACCAAUAACGGCUCCUACACCAGCAAUUGCUGUUUCUUCGGUGACAGCAGCCAAUACUAUUAUUGCAGAACUGUAUGGUCUACGAGAUAUUACUGGGUGGGUGUGCGACUACGGUACUUUAUUGACGGCAAACCUCAUUUUGCAUGGCUACCUUUCGGAGGAGGUCACAUUAUAUGAUAAUGUUGCUUCUGUCCUGCAUAAAACCCUGCUUUUUCUGUUGCAAAAAGCUUUUUGUGAAGAUAAAGUGAGACAUCACGAUGAACAUUUGGCAGGAUGGAGAGAGUGGAUCAUCCUGCUGGAAUGUGAAUUUCGGUCACCUAUUGGAGACUUGAUAUCAAAACCUUAUAUUAAGUAG